UUCCGCUAGAGCUUUUGAGCUGCAUGAAGAAAUGUCAAGUUGCUCCUCAGAAAAUUAGUAGAAUAGUUUCAUUGGCCUUCGUCAAUGGGACAAACGCUCCAGUGUAUGCGUUACAGUUACUGGGAAGCUAGCAUUUUUGCUUGUCAUGGAAUCAAGUCUAUUUGUUCGAAUGUUCUUUUUUUGGAAAAACCAACCACAAAAAAAGUCUCCCUUUCUCUUGGAGCAGAGCUUCAUCAUAAAGUGGAGAGUCACAAUGAGAUUUAGUGGAAUGGAUAUGAAGGGUAUAAAUAUGCUAUUUGCUGCUAUUCCAUCUAUUUGUGCAUCAAGUCCGAAGAAGAUCUCAAUCUAUAAUGAAGAAAUGAUAGUAGCUCGUUGUUUUAUAGGCUUUCUCAUAUUAAGUCGGAAGAGUUUAGGUAAGACUUUCAAAGAAACUCUCGACGGGAGAAUCGAGUCUAUUCAGGAAUCAUUGCAGCAAUUCUUCAAUCCUAACGAAGUCAUUCUGGAGGAAUCCAAUGAACAACAACGAUUACUUAAUCUACGGAUCAGCUUGCGAAUUUGCAGCACCGUAAAAGUAGUAGAAUCAUUACCAGCGGCACGCUGUGCGCCUAAGUGCGAAAAGACAGUGCAAGCUUUGUUAUGCCGAAACCUAAAUGUCAAGUCAGCAACACUUCUAAAUGCCACUUCUUCCCGUCGCAUCCGUCUUCAGGACGAUAUAGUCACAGGUUUUCACUUUUCAGUGAGUGAAAGAUUAGUAUCCGGGUCUACAACUUUGGUAGAAGCUUCUACCGUAGAACAAAUUCGAGAGGCCUUCUUAUUAGAACCCAGAGACCUAAUUCGAGAAGGCUUUAUAGUCCUCAGAAAGGUGAGGGUGGGGGGUAUCCCCGGGACCUGUGGAGACGGGGUGGGCCUGUAGCUCUGAGGAUUAGAGCACGUGGCUACGAACCACGGUGUCGGGGGUUCGAAUCCACUUCUGAGCGGGGCUGGCGGCUCCACCGGGAGCGAGCCUACUGAAGGAAAGUUUUAUUGUUGAACUUCUUAUCCAAUAUUUAUCUUUUGUUUGGAAAAACCAAACCCACAAUCUUUAAGUCUCCCUUUCUCUUUUGGGAGCAGAGCUUCAAAAUCAAUCAAUCUUUUCCAUGAUCGAGUUUCUUCAUUAUGUGUACCAGACAGCGACGGAUAAUGCUAAGUUUUUUUCUAUAUUACUGAGUAUAAGUGUCGUUGCCUCUAUCUACCUACUACAAAUACUCCGCAAUUAUGUGCGGAUUCUAAAAUUAGUGGAGGAAAAUAAUAGAAAAGAGGGUAAACUGUUGGGGCUCUGCGUGGUACAUGAGUUUACCUACUCAUGGAGAAGAGGAGUCACCCUAAGACCCAUUCAUUUUGGCUCGAAAGAGCAAAAGUGCGGAGUAAAAGAAAAAGAAUCGGAAGGAGAAGUGUGAUAAGCUUUGAAUGGGAUGGAUAGUCAAGAAAAAAGGCACCUAAUCUUUACCGUCUCCACUGAGAUUUCAGACCAGAAAGGAGUAGACUCUAGUUUCAAUUGCGUAUAGAAAGAGAUUCGUCUUGUAAGAGCGAGCAGGUUGAAGCGCUUAGGCUACUUCAGCUAUAUGCUUAACACAUGCAAAUCUAACGAAGUGCUCCUGGACGACUUCCCGUAAAUAACCUAGUUCAUCUCUUCGGCGAUCCUUGAAAACAGCAAUUAGUCUUUCUUCCUUACUUGUGAAUUCGUACCUGUAAUCUUCACUUCCUAGGGUAGAUAGACAUACUUCCUGCUAAGAUGGAUGGCUUUCUUUGUUGCACCUCCACUUGAAAGACGGCUGUCAACUUCAACUCUUUGAGGGAUUUGCUUUCUCCUGACCCUCAAAAUGGCGUUGCAGUUGAUACUUUCGAUAGCUUUGAUCCUCUCUUGCACGAUACUUUCCAGAAAAGAAAACCCAAGUUUAUGAUGCCUCACAUGGUCUGGUAUCCCCCAACUCUACUCAAGGUGGUUAAGAAGCAAGGCAUUCAAGUCCAAGAAAUUGAGAGCGCGGUGACUACCUGACGAACCCGAAGUUGACUAAAAAGAAGGGGCAAUUGUCAAUGUCUCACCUCAGGAGCAGAAAGCAUACUAUGGUGGAAGAUCCCAUUGAGUUCAUUAUUGAAGAUCUGACCGUCGCUACGAGACUUCCGUUCUAAAACAGCCUGGACGAGGCUCUACCUAAUUGCUAGAAAGUAAGAAAGUAUAGGGUCCAAAUUGGAUAAAGAAGCACUACGCUUUGCAAGGGCGCCAACCACUAGGUUGUAACGACCAGAACAAGAUUCAGUUUGUGUUCAGUCCAUUGGGCAUGGGUAUCCUCCUGACUAAAACGAUUCAAAUCCGUAAGUUCCGCCCUAAGGUGACCAAUCUUUUUAUUCUUUCUCCUAGUAUGUUGUUUCAAGAACACUGGACUGUCACUCUAUUGGCGAGAGAAGAGGAGGACUUAUAAGCAGCUUUCCUCCCCAACCACAUUAAGCAUUUUGAUUCACUUUUAGAUUCCAGUGAACCCAACAAUAGUGGCACUCCGUUCCCGACAUAGUCUAGUACCGACUUCACACAAGUUCAAAAGAGGUAAGAGUGGUGUCACACAAGUGCAAUUCCAGAAACAAACAGUAGUGUCGACUUAGGAAGCAGCCCUGAGCAUUGGAUCACAGGCGCAGGUACCGGAAAUAGCAGUUCUAUCGACUGAAGACCAACCUCCCUACCGAUAGUAACUGAUCAACUUACUUACUCGAAAGACAGACAGCUGCACUGCACUCCUUGUAGCGACUAUAGUGGCGCCUAGCUUUUGUUUCCACACUUAAGAUCCCAAGCUCCAAGGGAUGGGAUGGCUGAGAUGAGUUCGCAUAACCUACUCCGGUUAGUUCGGAUGAUCCGAUAUGAUGGCAAAACUCCUACCUGCUAUGGCAGCCUCUACGCUGUGGAUUAUUGCGAGAUAACUUCUAUCUCGUACUUAGAGCAGACGGAGAACCCCACUUUGAAACUUCAUUCAAUUGGCAUUCGCACUCAACUGCUUUCCAUUUUCUUGAACAUGGGAACCGGCACUAUUCGAAUCAGUUCGUUAACUCGAGUUACACUACGAACAGAGUGCUGCCGUUGAUUGAUUGCAAAAGUCUGAUUCCCUAGUGGCACUUGCUUGUUAGCUGAACUUAUCUUUUCUUUCCGGCGAAGGGAAACAUGGAUCAGUUGCUGCUGCCGUAAGAAUCCGUAUUUUGGGAUCUGCAGACGCAAGAGGAGCGUGCUAAUAGAAUCGAAUACUACUUGCGAAACGGAACUCAGAUGACUUGAUCUUGAUAUUUAAGUAUGUAAUUUCGAGAAGCGGAGGGAAUAGGCCCUUUAAGUUAAGCCCAGAAAGCACCUACUCUGGAAUGCCUUGGAAAUAUGCUCACUCAGUUGUGAGAACAGUCUUUCGUUUCGAACAAGUGAAUACGGACUUCCGGAUUGGGAGAUCGGAACUGUCCUUUGGGGUAGUGCGCCAGAAGAUACCCGGCCUUUUUUAGCGUGGAAUAGGAGCAGUUGUCAAAGAAUCUCUUCUCUAGCGAGGAAUAGGAGAUCAGUCGUAUUCUCGUUCUAGGAAAGGCGUAUUAUCGUUCUAGUGCAGCAGGCUAUUCAUUCUAAGAUAAGAGUCAAGCUACCCAAUUAGAGGAAGGGACUUCCGUCAAGAGUAAAGCGAAUCGUUCUAGGAAUGCUACUCCUUCCUUUUCUCGGUCGUAUUAUCGUUCUGGGAAACGCAGAGUUGUUGUUGAUGGCAUUGGCUAUUUGCAGUAGAAAUGGGGGAAGCAAGCAGUUCUUGGAUUGGCCUAACCCCCAGAGGGCUUUCCUUCAAACUUCACUAGACGACUCCCCAUAUUCUACUGUGCAGUCAACUCGUUUCAUUUUCUUUCAUUUCACCCCAUCUAAGUAAGGGCUUAUUUUCCCUCUGAAAAACAAACAAGAAAAACCAUCAAAAACGAUGAAAAAAGACAGAAAAACGAGACAUAUUUGCACCUUUUCCGCACUGAGGAAAAUCGUAGAACAAUCUCCCUUUUCUUUGUCCGGUUAAAAAAGAAAGAUAGGAUAAGAUAGGAAUAUAGGUACUAUGAGUAUGAGACGGACAGUAUGAGUGAGUGGAAGGAUGGAGGUCCUACCACGAACGGAAGUAAGAACCAAGGAAAGAGAGUGCGGGGCCUUCCGUUCCUACUGUACAAUCUAAAGAUCCGUCCUGUUGCGAUGCGAGGAAUAACAUAAAUAUCAGUUCAAUCACAAACACCGAGCUGCCACAUACUUCUCUUGUUUAUCGACCGGAGGGGAGGUUACCUACUAUAGCGAGAGCGAGCGGCAGAAGCAGAAGAGAAGCAGAUCCUUAUACGAUUCUAGAAACUGGCACUGGUACCUCCUCCUCCAAGAGGAACUUGGUAAUCUAGGGCGGGCCGCAUAACUAGUAAAGUGCAUUUGCCUAUACCACAGGACAGGGGUAGAAACUGAAGUAGAAGAGUGCAGAGUGCCAACCAGUUCACCACUUUGGUUUAGAAUUUAGGUUUCCCAGAAGAGAAGGAUUUCUAUUUGAUGGACCUGUAAAAAGUGUCCUUGCCAUGAUAAGACGCAGGAAACGACCCACCUACCGCUAGGAAUGACUCUCCCCCCAUGCAUGCCCAUGGGACUCUCUUUAGCUGCCUGUUUCAAAAUCCGAUUAAGUGGUUCUAAGGAAUGGAUUGCGAAGGAAAAUAAAUAUCGAUAUCGGGGACGAGGGCUCUGCUCACCACUGUGAUUGGGCUUCAAUUUCCUCUUUUUACUCAAAUAUAUCCAUAGCUUCAUUCCUUCCUUGCAAGGUUCUUUUUCAACACAGGAUUUCGUCUUGCUUUCCGUUUCUAUCCCCUCGGAAUACUGCUUAGAUCAGGCUGUAGGUACCGGGCUCACUCACUCAACCAGGGAAGACCACAUUGCUUAAAACUAAAGAGAAGGACGUGAUGUCUUUCGGAAGCGCCGGCCACCAUGAACACGAUAUUGGCUCCGCACUAGAUUUCUCAAUAGCUACAUAGUUCAAAAGUAGACAGUAUGGAUCUUCUUGUUCGGUCCUAGAGAAAAGGUCCUUUCGAAAGAAAAGAGGAAGGUCCAAUGGCUCAAAUUCUAUGACCCAGAUCCUGAGGCGGAGAAUUCUUUAGAGGCUCCAAACUUGAGAAGUGGAACCGCUACCUAACCCAGCUCAGGUUUCUGAAGUGCCUGCAGCAUAAAUCAGUGAACAGGUUGGAUGUGCAAUCUAGCCGAUUGCCUAUUGCUUUCCAUCAAGCAACUAAUUGAAAUAGAAGGCAAGAGCUCCAGUUCCAGUUCCUGUUGGGCAAGGGGGAUAGUACAAUCUACGGGACAAGCCCGGUUUAUUUAGACCUAUUUCUCUGAACUGAACCGACAGAAAUUUGAUACUGCUUGCUACCGCCUAACAAGAACAUAUAACUUUCCGAUGGAAACUAGACCAACGCUUGGAUCAAGAGAAGUGCCAGCUGGGUCUCAGGUAUCCAGCGCCGGUUGUUAGGGAGAUUAGUCGGCAGGCUUAUCAGAUUGUGUGUGCAUCUAUCCUUUCCUAAAGCUUCCCUCUACCCCUGAAACUCGAAUCCCUCUUUGGCAUAGGAAUAGGAGCUGGUCAGUAGUAAGCAUUUCUGGUUCCUUGUCUCUUUUGUGUGAGUGUUAGUCUAUUUCCAUUUCCCAUCCAUUCACCCGGAAGGGAACAGAACCGCUUUUCAUUCACCACUGCUUUCCUACCAACAAGAGAAGAGAAGAUAUUCUCUGGCACUAUCGCAUCACGCGUUGCUGAAGAUGAAGAGCAGACAAGAGAUAUUUUCUUCACUACCGAACCGAUUCGCAGUUGACUUCCUUCGGCCCUUGAUCUCGUUCCAAGAGAUUUGAUUCCUGUAAGGGUGCCGGUACUUAUUCCCGGCAGGCGGAAGGAUCCCUUUUGAGUGCCAGUGCUGCUCACUAUGGGCCAAAACCAGCCUUUUUCUUUCGUCAGCAAACACCAUCUGAGUUCAUGGUAGGUGAUAUCGAAACGCUUCCCUAUCAAAUAGGUAAGGAACUAGGGACCAGAGUAAGGGAUCUAUUGAUCAAGGUCAUGUCACCUCACCGUUGACAAUCUGUGUCCAAACCGGAUGGAAUAGAGGACAUAUCCAGAACAGGAAGGAUCUCCUAUUACUAGGGACUAGGGAAAAAGAGAAAGAGAAAGACAAGUCUAUUUGCUUGGAUGCCGGUUAUAGGACUAGUAAAGUCAAGGAUGGAAACUAUAACGUAUCCAUUUCUGAUUGUGGUUGGAUCCCUGGGUGGUGCUGGUAAAGAAUACUCAUAUCGCUCUAAGACAUACCAUGUUUAUAGCUAUCUUAGGCGCUAGUCUAGUAUAGUAAAUGCGGCGGUAAUGAUGAUUUCUACUCAGCUCUGGCAAGAGUUUCUAUUUCGAAGGGAAUAGGUCUAGAGUAACUAGAAUACCAGGCCAACUCUUUGAACAGAACGGAAAGAGAGUCCACUUCUGCAUGGAUCCUUCAUUUCCGGAACAAGGAAGCUGGGCGUAGACCCGUUACUUCUUACUUUACUACGGUGGAGGGGAUGCCAUGAUUCCAAUGCGUAUUGACUAGGUCGUAAGAGAACUACUUGAGCUCUAAUACUUUGAUCCUCCUAUAGGACUCGAAACCAGUCUACGCCCUUGCCCUGUAGGAAACUAGACUCGCUAGUAAAGAGGAGGCGGAUGCUUCGCUUUAGGCUUGGCUUGAGCUUCCGUUUAUUGGAAAAGUGCCGUAGCUCUAGUUGGGAAACAUUUCCAUUCCUGUCUUCAACUGAACCCUGGCCAGUUCCCUGAGCAGAUCCAUUAGCAUAGCAACAAAGGGUUGUUUUCUAUCACGACAGAUUCGCCUAUUCCUCGCAUCACAACAAGACAGACGUAUCUCUUGCCAGGUCCUUUUCUGGAUCUCAUUCCAGGCCAGUUGGGAAGAGGAUUCGCCAGACCUUGGUUUGGUUUUAUGUAAAAUUGGAAUCGUGGCCAUAAUCAGGUAUGGCACAUUAUGAAGUAACUGGAAUGGGAAUGGGGUCUUACUUCGAAUUGGACACGGACGCACUAUUGGAUUUCCUUUUCUGAAGGCUAGGGCUAUAUCCAUUAGUAUCAAAUGCCUUAAUUGCUUUAUUUCUUUCUUUGGUUUAGGCGUUCCAUUGCCUCAAUCUUCACCAUUGGUACAAGAUCCCCUCAAGAACUGCUCUUUUCAGAACGUUCAAUCUGAGUAGAGGCUGAGCCACACAUCAUCUCACCCAUUGGGGACUUUUACUUCCUCUUCAGGCCUUGUAGUGAUUUAUGUGAAAAAGUGGAAAUUCAAUUUCCAUUAGCCACCACUACUAUCAUGGGUACAGUCUGUGUAAUCUUGCAUUGUUCCUAGCUAUGCUUUGUAUCUUCGAAUACACUUGACUAGAGCUUGCUUGUGGAUCGAAUAUUUCAAAGAACGAAUACUUCCGCAUAUGCCGACGGCGAAAGCAAUCUCCUAGUGUCUAGUGUUCGUGGUCUCGACCUAUUUUCCAUUGGUAGAAGCCUGCCGUUUCUAUCAAAGCUUUUCCAACAAAGAAGAAGCCCCAUAUUGCAGCUGAAAGAACUUACCACCCGGCACCUAAUGAUACACGUACGUAGGUUAUGCCUCUAAUAGUAUUUCCAACCACCAGGUCCGCUUGAGAUUAAUAAGAUUUGGGCAGAUGGGGGGGCUUUAAAAGCUUAGAAGCUGAUCCCAUCCCACACUUAGAAUGAAUAGUGCACUCUCCUCUCGUGGCUGUUGCCGAUCGCUUGAUUGAGAAGCAGCCCUCGACUCGGUCUACAACUCUAAGAUCUCAGGAUUGGCACUCUUGAGGGCGGACACCGGCCUAAACUCCUUCUGUUGAACCCCUGGAGAGGAGGGACCUCAGGAACAUAAACAUAAAACAGUGGCUUUCGGAAGCAAAGGUUGACCUCUUCGCGGCAUUACUCUUUGGCACUAUACUCGUAUCCGUGUCCUGGUAGAAGAUAGAUCUCAGUCAUGGCUAGAGGAAUGUGAUCCGUUGUGGAAAGGCAAUAUAUUUUUGAUUUCAAGCACAGGCGCAAGUAUGCCACUUAGGGGGAGUAAGCACAGCUCGUCGUAGGAUAGCAAUCCACAUAAAAGAGAGAAGUAGUUUAAGUUGAUGCCAGUGUGGGUAAACGAACUCUUUAGCCGGAUCUGGAGAUGGCGACUAGCGCAUAAGCCUGCUGACUAAACGAGCUGUUCUGGACUGGAUACGAGACUGACUCCCCAGAGACCGGGGAUCACUGAACCCUAUUAUUCCAAGCAUGGGCUUUAGCGGAGAAAGGUGCUGCUCUAAUGGCGAACCAAACAGCUUCAAAGCUCCGAGGGAAGAAAGAUUUGACCCCCAUUGAAACCUGUCUUUGAAAGGUGAUACGAGCACAGAAAUGUAGAUAGCCCUCUAGUCCGGAUGGAUGGCAGUCUCUAUCUAGUACGAGAUUCCACUGGUUCACAUCAUUCACUAAUCGAAAACUUACGUUCAGAUUACGUUCUGCAUGAAUGCUUGCUCAAACCUCUAAGUGCUCGUACCUGGCCCAGACCUAACAAGUGCCACAGUUCUUAAGUAUAGCGGAUCUCAUAUCGGGCAGUCAAGCAUUUCUCUAGUCUGGUUCAGAAGCCGCACCGUUGGCCAAUACCUCUAGCAAAGAUCGAGUGAGUUCGUUCUCACCUUUUUGAUGGGAACUCCUUGCUUGAGUUCCGUCGACACCAAAAAGUAUUGAAUAGCGCUGACACUCCUUCCUAUAUUCCUCUCUGGCAAGUCCACGGCAUCAAUCAAUACGAGUGAGAAGUGAAAACCUCGCUCACAAGCACGGGUGUCGAACUCUAGUCUAGAUCAGUGCCAGUGCGGCACUACGAGUCAAGGUGCCGGAUGAUUGAUCGAGGGAAGAAACCCCGUAUUUUUGCCCUACCUCUGGAAACCCGAAUCCAGUUUUCGAAAAGAAAGAAAGUUUUGCCGUGAUUUUUGCUUAGGAAGUGAGUAGACGUAUAAUGUACCGGCAUCUUCCACUGCUACGUAUCCUCAACCCAGAGGGAGGUCUAAUUAUUCCUCCCUCUGGGAUCAAAUAAAUGUCUUCCAACCCCCACAUGGAAUAGGGCUCUGAGACGCACCACAGAGCACGUAGCAGCGACUUUGAAGGUUUCGAGUCCGAUACCAUACCCUAAAAAGAAUAAGAAGAGCCUUUCUGCUUCAAUCGGCAGGGCUUCAGGAGUGGACUUGAGACGAAAACCUCGGUCAAAUGCGCCAUAGUUGAGAUAGAAUGGCAUUUACCCGUGUUCAAGAAAAUGGAAGUUUAUUUAGAGGGUUGUCGCUUUGAUCGAUAGUGCUAGGCUGCUUAAGACUAAGACCGGCGUAUUUCAUAAGAUUUCCUAAAGUUGGUUUAUAGGGUCUGGGCCUAAAGAAGCAUGGAUGCCUGGAAUUGCUAUUUCCAAUCUCAAGUCAUAUUUGCAUUUGCGCUGAAGAUUUGCGUAGGAAAGGUGGCCAGUCUCCUCCGACUCAAAAGCCCAAAGGAACUUAUUUUCCAUGCCCGGUAUCGAGAACCUUCUCUGCCUUUUCCAUGCCCGGUAUCGAGAACCCUCUCUCCCUACGACCUUCUUUCAGGGAUGCGUCUUCCUUGAAUUGAAUUGAACGGCACUUCGGAACUUGUGAAAUACUUUCUUAUCGCCAGGGCUCAGUUUAUUCGAGUAUUUGUGUUGGUCCGCACUCCUAUCUCCUAUCUACAGCUACCGCUAUCAAUUCCUAUUCCCAGUUUGUUUCCUCUAUCCCUUCCUAAAGUGGCAGAAGCAUUCGAGUAAGAGAUCGGCAUCACACUAGUGAAAGUCAAGUAACGGAAAAGCAUCUCCUAAA
This is a messenger RNA of Zea mays, 9880 nucleotides long. Its product is annotated as ATP synthase protein MI25-like. The record is from RefSeq and is a predicted model, not a curated record. The transcript has a single exon. NCBI's taxonomy places the organism in Eukaryota, Viridiplantae, Streptophyta, Magnoliopsida, Poales, Poaceae. Bases 146 to 913 code for a protein of 255 amino acids. Gene Ontology annotation, biological process: proton motive force-driven ATP synthesis. Gene Ontology annotation, molecular function: proton transmembrane transporter activity.